This is a messenger RNA of Linum tenue, 1900 nucleotides long. The record is from the annotation of a GenBank genome assembly. NCBI's taxonomy places the organism in Eukaryota, Viridiplantae, Streptophyta, Magnoliopsida, Malpighiales, Linaceae.
CUCAUAUCUCACCACCAACAUUCCUCACCAUUACAACGUAAGAAACCAAUCUCUUCAUUAUUAUCUCCUAAAAAUGGAGUUCCUCCAAACCCUACCACCACUCACCUUCUUCUCCCCACUCCUCCUCACCAUCGCCGCCAUCUUCCUCCUCUCCAUCCUCACCUCCAACAAGAAAACCGCCGCAUCAUCCCAAAAAGCCAACAACAACAACAACCUCCCGCCGGCACCGUGGAAGCUCCCCGUGUUGGGCCACCUCCACCACUUCCUCACCAGCGCCGAGCCGCCCCACCGCCGCCUCCGCCAGCUGGCACGAGCCCACGGCGACGUCAUGCAGCUGGAGCUCGGCGAGAUCAGCCACAUCGUCGUUUCGUCGGCCGAGGCCGCCAAGGAAGUGAUGCGGACCCACGACAUCAAGUUCGCGCAGCGGCCCUUCCACCCUCACCAGGCCAAAAUCAUGUACGGCGGCAUCAACCUCAUCCACUCCCCCUACGGCGAGUACUGGCGCCAGCUCCGCCGCAUCGCCACCCUCGAGCUCCUCACCGCCAAGCGGGUGGAGGCCCUCCGCCGCUUCAGGGAGCCCGAGGUGGACUCCCUGAUGCGGACCAUCGCGGAGCAAGCGCACCUUGCUGGGGAUCAGACCUGUCCAAAAAUUCAGGUCGUCGACCUGACGAAGGUGCUGUUCAACCUGACGUACAGCAUCAUCUCGAAGGCCACGUUCGGCGACGUGUCCGCGGAGCAGGAGGAGUUCAUCGAGAUCGCGGAGGCGCUGGUGAAGUACGGCGGCGGGUUCGGGCUGUCGUACCUGUUUCCGUCGAGCGGUUUGGUUCAGAGGUUUUUCGGCACCAAGGAGUGGCUGGACAAGAUGCACGAGGGCACCGACCGGCUGGCGGAGAGCAUCAUCAGACAACAUCGGGAGAAGAGGGCGGUGAGUAGGAAAUCCGAGGACGAGGAGGAUUUGCUGGACGUGCUUUUGAAUCUACAGGAAGAUGAAACCACGCUAGGGUUCAACUUGUCCACCGAAGCCAUCAAGGCUUUCCUUCUGGACAUUUUCUUGGCUGGAAGUGAGACUCCGUCGUCUUUAACCGAGUGGGCAAUGUCAGAGAUGAUUAAGAAUCCGAAAGUGUUGCAGAAGGCACAAGCCGAGGUGCGACGAGUGUUUGGCGAAAAGGGAAGGGUCGACGAAGCGAGGAUUCAGGAGCUAACCUACCUCAAGAUGGUCAUCAAGGAGACGCUGCGACUGCACACUCCGGCGCCGCUGGUGCUUCCCAGGGAGUGCCGAGAGGAGUGCCAGGUGGGCGAGUACGACAUUCCCCUGAAGACCACGGUGGUCGUGAACGUGUGGGCGAUAGCGAGGGAUCCUCGUUACUGGGGGGAAGAGGCCGAGAAGUUUCUGCCGGAGAGGUUUACCGACACCAACGUUACUUUUAGAGGCGGCGAUUUUGAGUUUUUGCCGUUUGGGGCGGGGAGAAGGAUGUGUCCGGGGAUGUCGUUUGGGCUGGCGGCCGUGGAACUUCCCCUCGCCAACUUGUUGUACCAUUUUGACUGGAAACUUCCGAACGGAGUCGAGUCGGAGAACCUGGAUAUGGAAGAAAUAUUCGGCAUCACUAUCAGGAGGAAGAAUCAUUUGAAGUUGGUUCCCGUCCUCCGUAAUCCUGUACCCACUCUUUGAUUUUACUAUCUAGUAACAACCAAUAAGCUAAGGGAGACCGGCGGGAUAUAUAGUAUACACUAGGUAUACUAAUGUGUGUCUAGGUACGUUUCAUUAAUUAUGUGCUAUGUUUUUUCUUGUCAUUGUUACAAAAAGUUGUCUACGACAUAAAUUGUGUGUUCGUUUAUCUUAUUAGUCAUGUACCUAUGCGGCCAUCGUCAUACAUUAAUGAUAAAUGAUAAAGCAUGCUUU